UAUCGGGACAAAAUCUCUUCCUGAAAUCAGAACAACUUUCCGUCUAGCUAGACAAACACCGUGUACUGUUCAACCAAUAAAAACCAAACACUGUAACCGCCGUUAACAUAAUCGUUUACCCAAUAGUGUUUAAUAGCUCUCUCUGCCGGUUAAGCAGAGGACAAAACAGCUAAAGGAGGUAUACCUACCGGAGCUACCGGUAGUCCGGUAGUGAACAAUAAUUCAAUCUGACUUCACUGCAGUAGGUCAAAAAAAAGAUUUUUUUUGUUAAAAAAAAACGUUUAAUAAGUCACGAAAAACACAAACACAGUGUACGAGUGGUAAUGGGAGCAACUAUUGCUGAGACGGUUGCAGAAGAGAGAGAAAGCGAGGCAGACGAUGAAGAGAAAGAGAUUAAAAAAGUUGCUGUUGAUGUUGUUGCUGUUGUUAGUGUCAAUAUUGAAUCCAGAGAUCAUUAUUUCAUUUCCUGUUUCAGUUGCAGCAGACGACUCUCACCUCUCAAGCUAGGAUUUCAAUUAGUAACAUCACCAGCUUUUAUUUGAAAGAGGAGGAUUCUGUUUGAGCUUUUAAUAUAAAAUUAUUGUUAGUUACAACUGAAAACUUUCAUUUCUCUAAGUUUAUUAUUGGUUUUGGAUUACGAUGGAUGACAACGGGAAUGGAAUCGCUGUUUCCGAUUCAGGAGAUGCACUGUACAAGGAGCUGUGGCACGCUUGUGCUGGUCCUUUGGUGACGGUGCCUCGCCAAGGAGAGCUCGUUUUCUACUUUCCUCAAGGUCAUAUCGAGCAGGUGGAAGCAUCGACGAAUCAGGCAGCUGAUGAGCAAAUGCCAGCUUAUGAUCUUCCAGGGAAAAUUUUAUGUCGUGUGGUCAACGUCCAAUUAAAGGCUGAACCUGACACAGAUGAAGUGUUUGCUCAAAUAACUUUGCUCCCUCAAUCUGAACAAGAUGAGAACUUGGUGGAGAAGAAGGCUCUGCCUGCACCUACACGUCCACGGGUGCAUUCCUUUUGUAAGACUCUUACAGCCUCAGAUACAAGUACUCACGGUGGAUUUUCAGUUUUGAGGCGCCACGCUGAUGAAUGUCUACCUCCACUGGAUAUGUCUUUACAACCUCCAGCUCAGGAAUUAGUGGCCAAGGAUUUACUUGGAAAUGAAUGGCGGUUCCGCCAUAUCUUUCGAGGUCAACCGAGGAGACACCUUCUUCAAAGUGGUUGGAGCCUAUUUGUUAGUGCAAAAAAGCUUGUAGCAGGAGAUGCAUUUAUCUUUCUCAGAGGUGAAACUGGGGAGCUUCGUGUAGGAGUAAGACGUGCUAUGAGACAGUCAUGUAAUGUUCCAUCUUCUUUCAUGUCUAGUCACAGUAUGCAUAUUGGUAUUCUUGCCACUGCAUGGCAUGCAGUUUCAACAGGAACAAUGUUCACUGUCUACUACAAACCAAGGACUAGUCCUGCCGAGUUUAUUAUUCCCAUGGAUAAAUAUAUGGAAUCUGUCAAAAACAACUUUACUAUAGGGAUGAGGUUCAAGAUGAGGUUUGAAGCUGAAGAAGCUCCAGAACAGAGGUUUUUGGGCACUGUGAUUGGAGUUGAACAUGCUGAUCCCAAGAGGUGGCCCACUUCAAGAUGGAGAUGCCUCAAGGUGCGCUGGGAUGAAACUUCUUCUCUUCAUCGCCCAGAUAGGGUUUCCCCUUGGGAAGUAGAACCUGCUUUGGCUCCUCUAGACCCCCUUCCAACGUGUCGGUUAAAAAGGUCACGUUCGAAUAUGCCAAUGCCAUCUGCAGAUUCCUCUGCUGUAAUGAAGAAAGAUAAUUGGUUAUCAAGAGACCCGCAAAAUCAAGACAUCCCAACCAUGAGAAGCAAACUUGCUGUGAAUAAUUACUUAGACACUGCUCAAAAUCCUAAUGGAUGGACUCUCUUUCAAGGUAAAGAUCAGAAUGGCACUGAUUUUGACAAGAGAAGAUCUGGACCUGAUAAUGGGAUGCCUCAAAUGAUGCCUGGAGUAGAGUAUAAGAAUUCAACAACAGGACCAGAUACCAUACAUGAAACCUACGACUUUAGUCGACCUUUGGUUGAAUUCCACCCUGCUAAUGUUGACCAACUAAAGACUCAUGCGUUUGGUCAAGAAAGCAAAUUCAACCGGUGUCCUCCGUGCAAGAUGCACUCAAGUUCCCCGCAUAACACGCCGGAGUCCAAAUUAGAGCUUUGUGCUUCAAAAAAUAAAUACCAUUCAUUGAAUAUUAAAUCUGACACUCUUAGACAGAAUGAUACAGUGCAUGGUCUUGAAGUUGACUAUCAGCCUGGAAGCUGGAUUUCGCCUUUGACGAAUGCUGAUAAUUCUCCUUAUCUGGCAUCAGAAAAGCUAUAUCCUGUGGCUUUGCAACAGCAUGAGGUAAAAUCUAAAGAAGAUGGCAAUUGCAAACUCUUUGGUAUCUCCCUCAUUAGCAGUCCUGUGCCAAUGGAAAACGCAACGGUAGAUAAUAAUUUCAUGCAUAGGCCACAAGGAUUGUUCAAUCUUGCAUCAGACAAACUGCAAGACUUUGGCUCUGAUCUAUCAUUGCAGCAAUUGAAGAAACCAAAGUUUUUUGAUAGUACAAUUAGAUGUGAAGAAGAGAAGUUGUUUAUGGCUUCUCAUUUUAUCGAGGGCAAGCUUCAGAAUGGUUCAACAAGAUGUGUAAAGGUUCAUACUACUCGAGUUCACAAGCAAGGGAUUGCCGUUGGAAGGUAUGUGGACCUGACCAAGUUUAACGGCUAUAAUGAAUUGAUAGCAGAAUUAGAUCGGAUUUUUGAAUUCAGUGGUGAAUUAAUCACUUCAAAUAAAAACUGGUUGAUCGCUUUCACUGAUGACGAGGGCGAUAUGAUGCUUGUGGGAGAUGAUCCCUGGGAGGAAUUCUGUAGCAUGGUGCGUAGGAUCUUUGUAUACACUCGAGAGGAGAUAAAUAGGAUGAACCAACGAUCCUUGAACCCAGAGCUGGUGGAAAAUUCAGUAAUUGCAGACCAAUUAGCUGGUCCAGAAGAAAAAUAAAAUUUCAAAGCAUCUUCCAGAUGUGAACCCCUAGGAUAGGACAACGUUCUUAGAGAGACUUCUAAUUCGAUGGUGCAGGUCACUCUAAUAAACUUGUGAAAGUUUUGGCAUGGAUAUGCAUUUUGUGGCCUGUUGAUGACUUAAGGUCUAAAGCUAAAACCAAGACUAAGAUUGCCUUAGAGUCUAGUCUUUCUUUGAGUAUUUCUGGCAUUCUUUCCUCUUAUGUUUCAACUCAGGUUUGACAUUUUCUUUUAAAAGAUCGAGGAGAUUUGAAGAUA
Molecule: messenger RNA, 3290 nt
Organism: Ricinus communis (castor bean)
Lineage: Eukaryota; Viridiplantae; Streptophyta; Magnoliopsida; Malpighiales; Euphorbiaceae
Product: auxin response factor 2B
Exons: 14
Coding region: 640-3012 (790 amino acids)
Biological process (GO): regulation of DNA-templated transcription; response to hormone
Cellular component (GO): nucleus
Molecular function (GO): DNA binding; protein binding
Source: RefSeq, a predicted model, not a curated record